This is a messenger RNA of Cololabis saira (Pacific saury), 2164 nucleotides long. RefSeq names its product fibroleukin. NCBI's taxonomy places the organism in Eukaryota, Metazoa, Chordata, Actinopteri, Beloniformes, Belonidae. The transcript is spliced from 6 exons. The record is from RefSeq and is a predicted model, not a curated record. The coding region runs from base 239 to 1495 and encodes 418 amino acids.
AGAAGAGGACGAGGAGUGAGAUGAACUAAGACAAAGAAAGAAGGGAAAAUCAAGGUGUUGGCAGCCAAGGUGGACAAGGUCAACAAUACGAACACCUAAAAAAGAAGAAAAAAUUGGCAAACACUUUCCACCUGAAGAGGCCCUUCCUGGAUAUAAAGAAAAGUGAAAAUAAAGCAACUGAGGAUUCAGGCAGCGAGAUCGGAUCACCACUGAAGAGUUUGAAACAAAGCAUUUUCCCAUGAUUCUCCUCAGUGCUCUCAGCAUGCUUUCUUUGCUGUCACUGUAUGUGGGAGCGCAGCUGUCCUCAGAUGCAUCUCCAGCCUGCAUACAGCCACUGUGCAAGGACAGUCUAGUAGCUGCACCCAUCCCAGCUGGGACAGGAGGAGGCGUGAGCACCACCUCCUGUGAGGGUCAAACUGGGACGAGUGCGUGCAGGAUGCGGUUUUCGCUCCCGGCCAUAUCCAACGUUCAGAAAGUGGACCACAGAGAACUUCUCUUAAAGACUGGAGGAGUCAAAGAGCGCCUGGUUCAGCUGCAACACUGCAUGCGCACUCUCCAGGAAUCAGGGGGCCCCUGGAGUCAUGGCAGCCAGGAGGACAACUCUCUAGGGUCCAUCCUGGCUUUGAUGGCAGCUGUUCUCACAGAGUGUGACCUCCACUGUCACAGCCAAACCCUUGGAGCGAUGGCCAAGCGACUCCAAAGUGCUGCAGUCGGUAGAGAAGGGGAAAAAGACCUUCUGCUUUUCCUCAAAAGUAUCACACAGAAUCCACCCACAGUUGCCCCCAUGGAGAGGUUACAUCCUCAGGACUGUGCAGAUAUUUACAGGCUUGGGAUCAAAGAGAACGGAAUCUACACCAUCCAGCCUAAUCUGUACGGGCCGGCACUGGAGGCUAAAUGUGACAUGGAGACAGCGGGCGGCGGGUGGACGGUGAUCCAGAGUCGGCAGGAUGGUUCGGUGGACUUCAACAGGACCUGGCAGGAAUACCGGGAUGGGUUUGGCAGCCUCCAAGGAGAGCACUGGUUGGGUAAUGCCGUGCUGCAUACCCUCACAUCUACCAGCCAACACCAACUCCGGAUCGAGCUGGAGGACUGGCACCACCAGAAGCGCCAGGCUACCUACAACAAUUUCAAAGUGGCCUCAGAGGCGCAGAGGUAUCGGCUGACAGCCCGGGAGUACUUUGGCAAUGCAGGCAAUGCACUGAGCUACAGUAAGCGUUACAACCACGACGGCAGAUUUUUCAGCACUGCAGACCGAGACCAUGACCGGUACAGCUCUGGAAACUGCGCUCAGUAUUACGGUGCAGGCUGGUGGUUUGACGCGUGCCUGGCAGCAAACCUGAACGGACGCUACUACCAUGGACGGUACACUGGGUUGACCAAUGGUAUCUACUGGGGCACAUGGUACAUCCUGACAGACGGAAGGAUGGGAGAACGCUACUCCUUCAAGGAGGUGGAGAUGAAGAUCAGGCCCAGGAACUUUGCAGAAGGAAAUUGAGGAUCAUGUGAAAAAUUCACAGUGCAAUAGUUACUGCAACACACUCCAGCAGUCUUGAUAGGAGACACGCAGAUGAAAACGUCUUGGAUUGCUUUUGAUAGAUGCUUUAGUCAUGUUAUUAUGUACAGUUCUAUUUAGACCAGAUUUCCACCACUUACCAAUUAUAUACAGUUGGCAACUGAUAUAUUAAAGAAAGAAAAACAAAAACCCAAUUUUCUUUUGUUUUAUAGUGGAUAAUUCAAGGAUUUCCUCCGACAUAACGAAUGUAACAAUAUAACAAUGGAACAGAAGCUAAAACUAUUCUUUGUAGAAGUUGCAAUGUGUUUAACAGAACCUUAACUGUAUGUUAAAAACCUUAUUCACCUCUGAUCCCCAUGGAAAAGCGUCAAUCCGUGAAAUUGAGUCCAUAUGAGGUAGGGCCUUAUGAGGGAGGUCAAGAUAUUUUGGCUCUAUUUUUUCGGGGGCAAUCAUGUCUUCAAUCUUUAUAUAUAUAAUCUAAGCUCAUGAUAGAAUAGCCUUCACCAGGCUCAGUUCUGGUUCUGACGCUCCCUCUAACACUUUUGUUGAUUCAGUAAUAUGAAUACCUCCACUGCUGCUUCAGAGGUGCAACAACUUUGCCCCCAAUUUCCACCUCUAUAUCCCACAAUCUAAACGAUAAGGAGAAAUAAA